This is a messenger RNA of Trichomonas vaginalis G3, 565 nucleotides long. RefSeq names its product organellar and viral DNA polymerase type B. The annotation marks the transcript as partial. NCBI's taxonomy places the organism in Eukaryota, Parabasalia, Trichomonadida, Trichomonadidae. The transcript has a single exon. The record is from RefSeq and is a predicted model, not a curated record.
AUGAUUUCAACAAUCGGCACAACAACAAUUCAAGCCACGAACGGCGGGACUCUGUCCACAACUACAGCACCAAACUCGCUAGUCAUGAAUCCUACGUCAAUGUUGGUAGAGAUGAAAAGCUUUAUUCCUUCUUCAUAUACUUUUGAAACAGAAAUCCAGAAGAUAAAGCAAGAACUUUUAACAAGUAAUUUAGACUGUAGUGCGAAAGAUGAAACAAAUGAACAGUAUCUUUAUGAAAUGGAGGACCUCAUCGACCAUUUGCCUAAACUACCUGAAAUUCAGCAGCAAAAACUAACUAUUCCUGAAUUCGACGAAAUUGAAGUCAAAGCAACUGACUCAGUAGAAAUUAAGAAAUUCAUACGUAAAGUAAAUUAUGAAUUCCUUGGUUUUCAUUGCAACCAUAAAGUUAUGGACAAAGAUUGCGACAUGGUUUAUAAAAAUAUUUCUGACCUUUACAAAUCCGAAGAAUUUAAGACAUACGAUAACUUUGUUUCAUUAGUUGCAAAAUGUGUAUGGCAGAUAAGAGAUAAAGAUAGAAGAGGUAAAGUAUGGAAUGAACAGAUAA